UAUGGAAAACAGAGCUAUGUUGUCAAUGACAUGGCGUUCUCACCGGACUCCACCAAAGUUGCCAUCGGCCAGUCCGACAACAUCAUCUUUGUCUACAGAAUCGGAGAGGAUUGGGGAGACAAGAAAGCCAUUUGCAACAAAUUUGUUCAGACGAGUGCCGUGACUUGCUUGCUUUGGCCUGCAGAGCAUGCAAUUGUUUAUGGGUUAGUGGAUGGCAAGGUUCGCCUCGCCAACACUCAGACAAACAAGUCAUCGACCAUCUACGGCACUGAGUCCUGUGUUGUCUCACUGGCAUCCAAUGUCUCUGGUAAAGGCAUCCUGUCUGGCCACGCUGAUGGGACAGUCGUGCGUUACUUCUUUGAUGAUGGAGGCUCUGGGGAGUCUCAGGGUAAGCUGCUGAUGCACCCGUGCCCACCCUACGCCCUGGCAUGGGGUGCAAACAGCAUCAUGGUGGGUGGUUGUGACAAGAAGGUGGUGGCCUAUGGCAAAGAGGGACACAUUCUGCAGACCUUCGAGUACAGCCGCGACCGGACGGAGAGGGAGUUCACCGUGGCCGCCACCAGCCCAAGCGGGCAGUCGGUUGUGUUUGGCAGCUAUGACCG
Plectropomus leopardus (leopard coralgrouper) is the source of this 602-nucleotide messenger RNA. NCBI's taxonomy places the organism in Eukaryota, Metazoa, Chordata, Actinopteri, Perciformes, Serranidae. The record is from RefSeq and is a predicted model, not a curated record.